ACUCUUGUAUUAUUUAUUUAUUUAUUUAAUAUUUUUUUAUUUUUUAUUUUUUGUUUUUUCACACAUAAACCUGCAACUUUAUCUCUCCAUUGAAACUGCUAUGAUCUAACGCUUCUCCUAAACUAUUUCAUCAAGAAUAUCAAGUAUAGUAAUGUUCAGGCUACCACCAAAGCAACACCGUUUUCUUCGUUCAUUCCACCCUUUCAGAUGGAGGCUAGUCAAGCUAAGGGUGAGGCAAGCAAUCGAGGUAGAGGUAAAAAUAAAAGGUAUUGGACGUAUGAAGAAGAUGCGGUUCUAAUAAGAUAUUUGCAUAAGUUGAGUUGCGAUUUGAAGUGGAAGUGUGAGAAUGGGUUUAAGAAUGGUUACAUGAAUAAGUUGGAAGAGAUGAUCAAUGGUGUACUUCCUAAUUGCGGCUUGAGAGCGGUUCCCCACAUUGAGUCGAGGAUCAAGAAUUGGUCGGAGAAAUAUAGUGCAUUGGAGGAAAUGUUAUCCACCUCAGGAUUUGGAUAGGAUUUGGAUGGGAUGAUGAGAAGAAGAUUCUUCAAGUAGAUAAGUCGGUGUUCGACGGAUGGGUAAAGACUCAUAAGAAAGUUAAGGGGUUAUUUGGACUUCCAUUCGUUCAUUAUGACACUCUAGCAGAAAUUUAUGCAAAAGACAAAGCUACCGGAGAUGCAAGUGAGUCGUUUGUUGAUGCUAUAGAAGAUAUGGAUCAAGACAUUGAUAAGCAACCAUUGAAUGUCGAGAGUGAUGAAGAUGAUGUGAAUUCUACUCAUUCAGACACUUAUUCUUCUACAAGUCAAUCCGGAAAACGUCCCAUGAAGAUAGAGGAUGAUCACUCAACUCCUUCAAAAGUGGCAAAAGUGAAGGCUUCUACGAUUCAUUCUUCCGCAAGUGAUUCCACUACUCAAUCCGGAAAACAUUCUACAAAGGCGAAGGAGGCUAAGGUAAAGGGAAAGAACAAGGUAGGUUUGAAGAGUUUUUGUAGGAAUGAUGAUGAUGAUUUGGUGGCCUCCCUCCAUGAUGUUUCUAACAAUUUUGGGAAGAUAUUUGAAAAUAUCAAUGUUAAUCUUGGGACUAUGGCUAGUGCAUGGUCUAAAGCGGAAGAAAGAGAGAAAAUGAUGGAUGAAAAAGUGAACAAGGUUUUGGAUGAGGUGAUGAAGUUAGAUGGAAUUUCUCCAUCCAAAGCUUUAGAGGUUGCUACAAUUCUCAUGGCGGAAGAACAUAAGCUUCGCAUCUUCUAUCAAGCUCCAACUAAUAUGAAGAAACAAUAUGCAAUUGAUCUUCUUAAGAAGAAGUAGAAAGUUUUGUCCUAAGUUGUUGUUAUUGGAGUUAAUGUUUUAAUGGUUUUUAAAUGCUUUUUUUUUUUUUUUUUUUUUUUUUUUUUUUUUU
Molecule: messenger RNA, 1389 nt
Organism: Chenopodium quinoa (quinoa)
Lineage: Eukaryota; Viridiplantae; Streptophyta; Magnoliopsida; Caryophyllales; Amaranthaceae
Exons: 4
Coding region: 705-1298 (197 amino acids)
Source: RefSeq, a predicted model, not a curated record